GUGACGCUGGGAUUCCUGAUGGAGACGUUCAUGCUGGGGUUAAUCUUUGUCAAGAUCGCUCGACCCAAAUACAGAGCCAAUACCAUCCUCUUCUCCAGACACGCAGUGGUAAACCAGGAGAAUGGAAAGCUGGUUCUUCAGGUUCGUGUAGGAGAUCUAAGACAAUCUCAUCUGGUCGAUACCUCCAUUGCUGGGAUGUUGAUUCGCCGCCAUUCUACAGAAGAAGGAGCAUACUACCCGCUGUACCAAUUCAACUGUGAGUUCUCAGCAAAUGGGAUGGCAGAUCGAGUCUUUCUCUUGUGGCCAAUCAUUUUAACCCACGUCAUUGACAAGGGCAGCCCAUUUUACGACAUUCGACCUGCCGAUUUGAGCUCGGAGAAAUUCGAGAUUGUUCUAUACUUGUCGGGCACGGUGGAAUCUACAGGUGAAAUGUGCCAGGCAAGAACCUCUUAUCUCCCAAAGGAAAUUUUAUGGGGGCACAGAUUCGAACGGAUUGAAGAAUAUGAUAUUGGGCAUCGUAGGUGGCACAUCGAUUUUGCAGGUUUUAAUGACGUUGUCUAUACUCAGAACAUACGUCACAGCGCUAAAGAUCUAGAUGCCUUCCGAGAAGUAGAAGAGGAACGAGCCAAUAAAACCAGUAAAGCUAACUCUCUGGAAGCAGUUGCAACAUCAUCAUCAUCGUCAACAACCACAGCAGCUUCGUCAUCACUUCACUGUGACCUGAGCCCAACGGCAUCUCCCUACGACAACACAGACGCGCCACUGAUCAGUAAGACAAAGAAGAAAGGACGUAAAGGCCCAAAACAUUGA
Candidula unifasciata is the source of this 810-nucleotide messenger RNA. NCBI's taxonomy places the organism in Eukaryota, Metazoa, Mollusca, Gastropoda, Stylommatophora, Geomitridae. The record is from the annotation of a GenBank genome assembly.